Messenger RNA from Lampris incognitus (smalleye Pacific opah), 1168 nucleotides. It is a transcript of the gene sri, whose product is annotated as sorcin. The transcript is spliced from 8 exons. Bases 186 to 764 code for a protein of 192 amino acids. Gene Ontology annotation, molecular function: calcium ion binding. The record is from RefSeq and is a predicted model, not a curated record. Lineage: Eukaryota; Metazoa; Chordata; Actinopteri; Lampriformes; Lampridae.
CUCUCUCUCUUCCUGUGUUUAGACAUCUGCGGGGGAACUGCAACCUCGCUAUGCACUAGUGUUCAUAGGCUCUUCUAACGGUGUUUUGUAUUGGUUUUAUACCAAGCUUGCAUACGCAGGAGCCCGUGGGAAAACGGACACACCCCGCUGCCGAACGAUAUAAAGCUUUCACUUCAUUUAAGGAAAUGGCUUUCCCGGGAUACGGCGCCCCUCCCCCGGGCGGACAUCCAGGAGGGUACGGAGGUUUUCCUGGCCAACAGCAGGACCCACUCUAUGGAUAUUUUGCAGCUGUAGCUGGACAGGAUGGACAUAUCUCUGCAGAGGAGCUCCAGGCUGCCCUCUCACAGGCCGGCUUCGCUGGCAGCUACAAACCCUUCAGUCUGGAGACAUGUAGACUGAUGAUCAACAUGCUGGAUAGGGACAUGUCCUGCACCAUGGGCUUCGCUGAGUUUAAGGAACUGUGGUCGGUUCUAAACGGCUGGAAGCAGCACUUCAUGUCCAUUGACCGAGACCGCAGUGGGACUGUAGAUGGUCAGGAGAUGCAACAGGCGGUUAUCUCCAUGGGUUACAGUCUGAGCCCCCAAACCAUGAACUGCAUUGUGAAGCGCUACAGCACGCAUGGCAAGAUCACCUUCGACGAUUACGUGACCUGUUGCAUCAAACUGAGGAGCCUGACUAACUCAUUCCAGAGGAGGGAUACAAACAGACAAGGCACAGCCACGUUCCAGUAUGAUGACUUCAUUCAGUGCACCAUGAGCACAUAAAAUGGAGGAGGCUGAAGAAGACAGACCCUGACCUUUUAAAUGUGCUCAUAAUCAUGAACAACUGUUCUUUGUCUUUAAUACUUCUGACAUUCUGUUGACAUGUAUUUUAUACUGUUUUUAAUCUUUUUAGUAUAUAAAAUGAUUAGUUAAAACCUAAUAGUCAUUCCAUUUUGAGAGAGAUAUUAAAAAAUGAAUAUGAUAACCAAAUGAAUAGAAAUAUAACCAGCAAGCUUGGGUCUUACCAAAUGAUAACCACUACCAUGCCUAUUUAUGGCAAGUUAUUUGUUUAAUAGAUUUAUUUCAUUGUUGCACUUACUCGUGAGUAUUAUGAGAUUUUUUUUUUUUGGUCUGAGGAGUCUGUUACAUGUAUGAAAUGAAUAAAAAAAUGGCCACUGGAAACAUUA